Messenger RNA from Musa acuminata AAA Group (dessert banana), 5250 nucleotides. RefSeq names its product serine/threonine-protein kinase VPS15-like. Lineage: Eukaryota; Viridiplantae; Streptophyta; Magnoliopsida; Zingiberales; Musaceae. Gene Ontology annotation, cellular component: phosphatidylinositol 3-kinase complex, class III, type II; nucleus-vacuole junction; late endosome. The transcript has 12 exons. Gene Ontology annotation, molecular function: ATP binding; protein binding; protein serine/threonine kinase activity. The coding region runs from base 318 to 4982 and encodes 1554 amino acids. Gene Ontology annotation, biological process: protein phosphorylation; protein targeting to vacuole; late endosome to vacuole transport. The record is from RefSeq and is a predicted model, not a curated record.
CAGGAUAUUUCGUCACCGGUCUUCUUUGUUUCACCCGACCGGAGGAGACGAGAAAACCAAGAAGACGAAGGAAGGAGAGGGACGGAGGAGAGGCGACGACGAAGGGCAGAGAGAGGCGAAUUGCGAACAGCCUAAUAAUUCCCUCUGCCUUCUCGAUCCCGACGAGAGCCGAGGCGCCAUGUGAGAGCCCUAAUUCACCCUACCCACGGCGACGUCUGCGGAUCCUGCCCGAUCUCCGCCGGCGAAGAACAAUUAGGGAAGAGGAGAAGGAGGGGAGGUGAAGGGAUCCGAGGGAUUUUGCGGAGAGCGGCGGUGCAAUGGGGAACAAGAUCGCGAGGACCACCCAGGUGUCCGCGACCGAGUACUACCUCCACGACCUCCCAUCCACCUAUAACCUGGUGCUUGUGGAGAUUCUAGGCCGGGGACGCUUCUUCAAGUCCAUCCUCUGCAAGCAUGACGAGGGCCUCGUUCUUGUCAAGGUCUACUUCAAGCGCGGCGACCCCCUCGACCUCAAGGAGUAUGAGAGGAGGUUGGCUCAGAUCAGGGACAUCUUCCAAUCCAUGCAACAUCCCCAUGUUUGGCCAUUUCAAUUCUGGCUGGAGACUGAUAAGGCAGCUUAUCUCUUGAGGCAAUAUUUCUUCAGCAACCUUCAUGAUCGGCUGAGCACGAGGCCCUUCCUCAGCCUUAUUGAAAAGAAGUGGCUUGCUUUUCAGUUACUCUGUGCUGUGGAGCAGGGUCACAACAAAGGAGUUUGCCAUGGUGAUAUCAAGUGUGAGAAUGUUCUUGUUACUUCUUGGAAUUGGCUAUAUCUUGCCGACUUUGCAUCUUUCAAGCCAACAUACAUACCGGAUGAUGACCCUUCAGAUUUUUCAUUCUUCUUUGACACUGGUGGGAGGAGGCGAUGUUAUCUCGCACCUGAGAGAUUUUAUGAUCAUGGAAGUGAAUCACAAGUUGCAGCGGAUGCACCUUUAAAGCCAUCUAUGGACAUCUUCUCACUGGGGUGUGUUAUUGCUGAGCUUUUUCUGGAGGGGCAACCAUUAUUUGAGUUAUCCCAGCUACUUUCAUAUCGCCGAGGGCAAUAUGACCCUAGUCAAUACCUUGAAAAGAUACAAGAUGAUGGAAUCCGGAAAAUGAUACUUCACAUGAUUCAGUUGGACCCAAAUGCAAGGCUAACAUGUGAAAGUUAUUUGCAAAAUUAUGCGUCUUCUAUAUUUCCGAAUUAUUUUGCACCAUUUCUUCACAAAUUCUUUUCUUGUCUGGUUCCUCUUGACUCGGAUACAAGGGUUGCAGCCACACAAAGCGCCUUCCAGAAGAUACAUGAGCAAAUGAUGAAUUUUAGAUCAUCUGAGGACAUUGUUUCUGAUCCAUCCACUUGUUCAAAAUCCACAGAUGAUGAAGGUUUUCAACAUACAGAAGGUGGGAGACAAAGCAUGCAAUCGGCAAGAGGGAAUGAAAGAGGGAAGUUGGAGAAAGUCACAGUUGCUGACCAUAUACAGCUUGUUGGAGAUAUUACUUCACUUCUCAAGGAUGCAGAAAACAUAAGCCGUAAAACACAUUCGGAUGUAGCACAGAGAAAAUCUACAUUGAUCUCCUCAAAUGACUCUGACGCCGCCUGCACUCCAUUUUCUAAACAAUUUAUGCAUUUGAAAGAACAGGCUUUAGGUGAUUCCAAAGGACAUAAGCAGAAAGAAACAAUUUUUUUAAGAAAGAUCCUUAAAAGUGACUUGGACGCUCUGAUGGAUGAAUAUGAUAGCCAGACAGAUACAUAUGGCAUGCCGUCUUUUCCAGGGUCAGAGUGUAAAGUCAGCUGCGAAGGCAUGGUCCUAAUUGCAUCUUUAGUUUGCUCAUGCAUAAGAAGUGUAAAGCAACCACAGCUGAGGAGGGCUGGUCUUAUUUUACUAAAGACUUCUUCCUCAUACAUUGAUGAUGAAGAUCGUUUGCAACAUGUACUUCCAUAUGUUAUUGUGAUGCUCUCUGAUCCAGCUGCAAUUGUGCGUUGUGCUGCUCUUGAAACAUUGUGUGACAUUUUGCCUUCAGUCCAAGACUUUCCUCCGAGUGAUGCAAUGAUAUUUCCCGAGUAUAUUCUUCCAAUGCUUUCCAUGCUUCCUGAUGAUCCAGAAGAAAGUGUUAGGAUAUGUUAUGCAAGUAACAUUUCUAAGAUUGCAAUGACUGCUUAUAGAUUCUUGAUUCGCUCCGAGCACAUAUCUGAUGGAGUACCUCUUGAUAGAUCUGGUCUAGUUCAAAAAUCGCAAUCCCUUCCUAUGGAAUCACCAAGAAAGAAGCAAGGCCAUAAAGUUGAUGGUCAGCUUGUGCAGUUGAGAAAAUCCAUAGCUGAAAUUGUGCAGGAAUUGGUAAUGGGUGCAAAGCAAACUCCAAAUAUCCGUAGAGCUCUCCUGCAAGAUAUUGGUCGUCUUUGUUAUUUCUUUGGGCAGAGGCAUAGUAAUGACUUGUUGUUGCCCAUCCUACCAGCAUUUCUUAAUGAUCGAGAUGAGCAACUUCGAGCAGUUUUUUACGGGCAGAUAAUUUUUGUCUGCUUUUUUGUCGGUCAAAUAAGUGUUGAGGAAUACCUUUUGCCCUAUAUCGAACAGGCGUUGAGCGAUGAAAUGGAGGCUGUAAUUGUGAAUGCUUUAGAAUGCUUAUCCAUGUUGUGCAAGAGUGGUUUUCUACAGAAAAGGAUGCUUCGUGGGCUGAUUGAGAAAGCUUUUCCUUUGUUAUGUUAUCCAAUCCAAUGGGUUAGAAGGUCAGCUGUCACUUUUAUUGCUGCCAGCAGCGAGAGCUUAGGACCAGUAGAUUCCUAUGUUUAUCUUUUUCCAGUUUUGCGCUCUUUCUUCCACAGAGAGCCAACUUCUUUAUCUUCUGAGACAUCCCUCCUUUCAUGUCUGAAGCCUCCAGUCAGUAAGACGGUAUACUAUCAAGUUGUGGAGAAUGCAAGGAGUCCUUACAUGUUGGAAAGACAAAGAAAAAUAUGGUAUUGCAGAUCCUCCAAUUCAAACCAGUGGGAAACUGUUGAACAUACUAGGAAGGUAGCAGGUGAUGUAAAAUCUAUUAAGAGUCCUGUCAAAAGAGAAUCCAAUGCACAAAGUGGCAAAUAUGUCAAUAGUAUUACACAGAAUUCGCCUCUACCUAUCAUUGAAGAUGUUGCCAUAAGAACAGGGACUCCCUUCCAAAGUACCUCUGGUUCAGUGGACAUAAGAGACUCUCUUUCAUCUGAAAAAUUGCAAUUCUCUGGCUUCAUCUCCGCGCAAAUCACAGCAAGAAAUAAUUAUCUUUGUGAUGGGCCUGGUGAAGGCAUACCCUUGUAUUCUGUUUGUGUGGAUAAGCGCACAGCUGGAGUGUCUGUAGGUUCUGAAUCUUCAAUGAACUGGAAUCCUAAAGGGGUUGCUGCUUCAUGCAUGCCUUGGCUGGAGCCUGUUAACAAGCAGUUUGGCUUAUCAAGUUCAGUUCCUCCUAAACUUGUUUCAAGCUCUUUUUUUAACAUCAGCAACAAUGUCAAGCAAGUCCAAAAGCCAGCACAAGAUCCAGAAGCCAGGGACUCUGAGCAAUCUGCUUAUGUGACCAGCAAGUUCCAGGAUAUUACUGUUUGUGACACUCUAAAGGGAAGCUCGUCUAUGGCUGGAGAUGAUGCCUCACAGUCUGAUUUAGGUGGGUUGUCUGCCUUAGCAAGAGCAUCUUCAAUUCCUGACACAGAAUGGAAGCCUCGUGGAGUUCUUGUUGCACACCUCCAGGAGCACCGUUCUGCUGUGAAUGAUAUAGCCAUUUCAAAUGACCACACCUUUUUCAUAAGUGCAUCAGAUGAUUCCACUGUUAAGAUAUGGGAUACUAGAAAGUUGGAAAAGGACAUCUCUUUUCGAUCUAGGUUAACUUAUUCUCUUGAUGGUAGCCGGGCUUUAUGUGCAACUAUGCUUCGAGGCACUGCACAAGUAGUUCUUGGUGCAAGUGAUGGAAGAGUUCACUUGUUUUCUGUGGAUUAUAUAUCUAGAGGGUUUGGUAAUGUAAUUGAAAGGUACUCGGGUGUUGCUGAUAUCAAGAAGAGAGAAGUUGGUGAAGGCGCGAUUCUUAGCCUUCUAAACUGUUCUAGUGCAGAUAGCUGCAUAAGUCAGACUGUUUUGUUCAGCACCCAGCGUUGUGGGGUCCAUCUUUGGGAUACAAGGAUGAACUCAGAAGCUUGGACAUUCAAAGCUGUUCCUGAUGAGGGAUAUGUCUCAUCUCUCGUAAUGGGUCAAUGUGGGAAUUGGUUUGUGUCGGGUUCUUCAAGGGGUUUUCUGACACUAUGGGAUCUCAGGUUCCUUUUGCCUGUUAACUCCUGGCAGUACCCCACUGUAUGCCCUGUGGAAAAGUUAUGCUUGCUAAUUCCACCAGCCAAUUCCUCGUCUACUGUCACAAGGCCGUUAGUUUAUGUUGCUGCUGGGCAUAAUGAGGUCUCCCUCUGGAAUGCAGAGAAUGGAAGUUGCCAUCAGGUGCUGAGAGUAGCUAGUGGUGAGAAUGAAGCUGAAACAUCCAAUGUUACUCGAGCACUGGCAAGGCCUUCUAGCAAACAAAGUUCAAAACCAGAUGGGAAACGUGGUACCAGUUCCAAAUAUAGGACUGAUGAGUUGAAUGAACCUGCCCCUCGUCUUCAGGGUAUCCGCUCAUUGCUUCCCUUACCUGGAGGAGACCUGUUAACUGGUGGAACAGACUUGAGGAUACGAUACUGGGAUCAUUCUAGUCCUGAUCAUAGUUACUGUGUAUGCGGUCCAUCAACAAAAGGUGUCAGGAAUGAUGAGUACUACGAUAUAAGGUCUAGCUUUGGCAUACAAGUUGUUCAGGAGAUGAACAAGAGGCCUGCUGCAUCCAAGUUGGCCCAGAAGGCACUUCUCUCAAUGGCAGCUACCGAUUCUGCCGGGUGCCACCGCGACUCAGUGCUUUCAUUAGCAUCCGCCAAGUUGAGCCAAAGACUACUGAUAUCCAGUAGCAGAGAUGGUGCAAUCAAGGUCUGGAAAUAAGAACUGGAGAAAAACAAUUAGAUUGUGAAGAUUGCGUUGUACAUAUGUAGAUACAUGAAUAUGGACAAUUAGAUCUAAAGGCAUGUGGAUAACCAUGUGCCCAAAAAGUUGAAAGUUACUCUUCUUUCGUUCAAAGUGAAUUUAGAUAUGUUUUCGCGGAGUUGCAAGUUUUGGCUUAUAAUUUAAUUGGUCAAUUGCUGCAUGUACCUGAGUCUGAUUACAUUAAUCUACAAAGGAGUUAAUACAUCUCUUCGCAGUUGAUGGAGUA